GACUAUGCACUAUGGACUAUGGAGUAUUACACUAGGCUACAAAUGAACGCAAAAUAUCACACCACUGUCAAUUUUUGGGCUUAAUGGACUUGGAGUACACCAAAACCCAUCACCCCACAGCAAAUACAACAAGUGAGUUCUUUAUCUGUUUCACUUGUACCAAUUCUUCAUCAUCAUCAUCUUCAUCUUCAUCUUCAUUUUCUUCAAUGAAGUUCUCUAAAUCAAUUCUAAGUCCUGGUCGUGCACGUGAUGGGCCUCUUUCUCUUCCCACUUCCCUUAGCCGGAGACUCCGUGCUAACGGAAGUAUAAAAUGCGGACAUGGUCAAGCCUCUCCAAUGUUUCCGAAUACUUCGGGGAAGAAACGCGGGUCCGGGUUUGAGAACCCGGAGCCUACUUCCCCGAAGGUAACGUGUAUUGGACAAGUUCGAGUGAAGACGAAGAAGAAAGUGAAGCAAACAAGGAGUUUGUCGAGAAGGAGAAGUGGGAGUGGUGAAGUGAGUUUUAGGAAAAUUGAACAACAAGUCUCUGAGGCAUUUAAUCAAACAGAUGAUAGGCUAUUGUUGAGGAAUCAGAGGUAUUCGCAGGGGAACUCCAGCGUUCAUUAUCAACAACAAGAAUGCGUUUCGCAUAGAAAUCAGAGAUGGGUUCAUCUCCCAUUGACGAUUUGUGAAGCCUUGAGGGCGUUUGGGGCGGAGUUUAGUUGCUUGUUUCCGUGUAAGUCUUCGUGUUUUUCGACUAAUGAAAGGGAAAAGGAAGGGAAAGGGGAAAAUAAUGAGCACCAGAGAUCGUGUGGGGCUGUUUUUGCUAGGUGGUUAGUAGCGGUACAAGAUGGGGAAGGAGGGAAAAGGAGGGAUAUUGAGUUGGUGGUAGCUAGUGGUGGUGAAGAAGAAAGCUCAGAGUCAGGGAAGCAUGGAACGAUGAGGAGUUCAAGAAGGCAUGUGUUUGAAGAUAUUGAGUUCAACGAUGCAAUAGAAGGGGGAGAUAAUGAAGGGAAAGGUCGAGUGGGUAUUUGUAUUCCGCCUAAGAAUGCUUUGCUUCUUAUGAGAUGCAGAUCUGAUCCUUUGAAAAUGGCUGACCUUACUAAUCGAUUCAGGGAGUCUUCAACCGUUAUGAAACACGAAGAAUUUGACGAGGAGGAAGAUGCUGGAGAACUAGAAAAAUUUGGAGAAAAUAAGCGUAUACAAGUAGUAGAAAGUCGUAAAUGUGAACCCGGUGAUGUUGUUGAAGCGACGGAGAAAUUGUGCAAAAUGACAGCUGAAACUAGUCUUUCAGUAGAUCUCAAUGAAAUCGAAGAGAAUCCGGAAGAGAUAGAGGUCAUGGAAAUCGAGGAAGAAGAGCAUGAAACUUGUGAAUUAGCAGCAGAUAUCGAGGUAGAAGUUGACAAGAUAGAGUCUCUUGUUGCAGAAUUUGAAUCUCUUGAACGGGUAAAUCGAACGGAAGACAGUGAACAGAUGGAACAAGGAGAAGAAAAACUGAAUGUUUCGAGCCAUUCGUCUUUGUUAGAAAACUCGAAGGAGGAUGAAGAAUUAGAACUAGUAACUGAAGAAGCUAAAUUGGAAUUGGAAGAAGAAAGAUUCAAGUCAUUCAUAAUGAAAGAGAUCGAGGAAAUACUAAUGCUGGAGAGCACAGAAAUGAACUCCGCAAUGUCUCAACAACAAUCUGAACAGGAUGAACAAUCUGAAGAAAACACACCCAUUGUAGUACAAAAUGAUGAACAAAUCGAAGACGAGAAGCAAAUAGAACAACCCAAAGAUCCUGAAAACGAAGAAAAAGAAUCCGUUUUGCCCGAAUGUUUGUUACUAAUGAUGUGUGAACCGAAGUUAUCAAUGGAAGUAUCGAAAGAAACUUGGGUAUGCAGAAGGGACUUUCUGAGAUGGUUACCCGAGCGAAAACAACAAGCCAAACCACCCAAAAAGGAACUUCCUGAAGAUCCACCCAAAAGGCGGAGGAGCACUGAUAGUAAACCGAGCAAACACAUGUUGCAACCACCACGAUCAUCGUGCUCUUUACCCGCGGCCACGGGGAUGUCAAUGGCUACUAUGAUUGAGCAGAAGCUAGUGAAUGCAGCUGCUUACGAGCCCUUUGUGUUGACAAGGUGCAAAUCGGAGCCAAUGAGGACUGCAGCGGCUAAGCUGACACCGGAGAAUUGUUGCUGGAAGAAUAGAAAGAUUGAGCCUCAUCGGCCCGCUACAUUCGGGGCGGCUGGAGUCGGGUUUUGAGCUGAUCCGAAUUGUUGUGUUUAUUGGAUACAAAGUAGUCUAGCAGUGUGUCUAGCUUGUACAUUUUCUUUAAAAUUUCAUCAGUAAAUUUUGUUAGUUGAAAUUGUCAAUUUUGGUCUUUGUUUUUUCAA
Molecule: messenger RNA, 2350 nt
Organism: Capsicum annuum
Lineage: Eukaryota; Viridiplantae; Streptophyta; Magnoliopsida; Solanales; Solanaceae
Exons: 1
Coding region: 84-2219 (711 amino acids)
Source: RefSeq, a predicted model, not a curated record